CGUUCAGAAACCUAUUCCCCAGGGUAGGGAUUAACUUGUCCAGGAAACGUCACGUGACCACCUGGGUAAAUAUGACAGUCGAUGAGAAAUGAAAACCUGCCGAACGGUUGGGGUAAAGACCGAGGGAAAAAAAUGGCAGAAAAUUCCCAAAAAAAUAUAAUUAUUGCUACUGCAAUAGCUAUGGGGACACAAAUGAUAAAAGAUUGUGAAUAUUCGGAAACGUCUUCAUCAGAUAGUGAAAUUGAAGAAUUAUUAAAGAAGUUCACUAAAAAGAAGAUACAGCGUAUUGAGGGAUAUAUUGAGAGAGUUGUAUCAAAUUAUACAAAUCAUGAAUUCCAAUCUCACUUUCGGAUUACACGUACCGCAUUUGAAGUUUUAUUGACAAUUCUUGGUCCAAACUUGGAAAAUAAUUUUGACACUGGUAGGCCAACAACGCCAGUAGAGAAGCAAUUGCUUUCAGUGAUUUGGCUGUUAGCAACUCCUGAUUCUUAUCGGUCUGUUGCAGAAAGAUUUGAUAUUAGCAAAUCCACCUUGUUCGCUUGCUUUGAGCGUGUAAUUGAUACUUUAAAUAGUGUAUCCUCUAAAGUUAUUUGUUGGCCAAGGCAAGAAGAACUUGUAAGAAUAAAAGAAAAAUUUAAAGCAAUGGCUGGUAUUGAUGGUGUUGUUGCAGCAGUUGAUGGAACGUAUGUGCCAAUAAAAGCACCCUCGGAAAAUCCAGACGUUUAUAUUACGCGUUAUCCCGGCUCUGUUCAUGACGCUAGAAUUUUUAGAAAUUCUGAUAUAUAUCACUUAAUCUGUGAAAAUGUUAAUAAAUCUUUUUCCGGGAAUGAAUUUAUUUUAGCAGAUAAAGCUUAUCCGGUUUUAAAUUGGUGUAUUCCUCCAUAUAUUGAUCGAGGAAAUUUAACGAGAGCGCAACGUCAUUUUAAUGAGUUAGUGUCGAAAACUAGACAAAUAAUUGAAAGAGCAUUUGCUUUAUUGUUUGGAAGAUUCCGACGACUAAAGUAUCUUGACAUGAACAGAGUUGAUAUGAUACCUGCAACAGUUAUAGCUUGCUGUAUAUUGCAUAAUAUAUGUAUAGAUAGUGGUGAUGAUUUAUUGAAUGAA
Mycetomoellerius zeteki is the source of this 1104-nucleotide messenger RNA. Its product is annotated as putative nuclease HARBI1. The transcript is spliced from 4 exons. Lineage: Eukaryota; Metazoa; Arthropoda; Insecta; Hymenoptera; Formicidae. The annotation marks the transcript as partial. The record is from RefSeq and is a predicted model, not a curated record.